Drechmeria coniospora is the source of this 819-nucleotide messenger RNA. RefSeq lists its product as uncharacterized. The record is from RefSeq and is a predicted model, not a curated record. The transcript has a single exon. The coding region runs from base 1 to 819 and encodes 272 amino acids. Lineage: Eukaryota; Fungi; Ascomycota; Sordariomycetes; Hypocreales; Ophiocordycipitaceae.
AUGGCGUCCAACCUAGUCCCCGACUACGAGGUCAAGGUCCUUCUGAAGCCCUCAGAAGUUCUUGGAUCAAACAACAAACUCAUAGAUGCGGUCCUAUCAGCGUUCUCCAUCCCGUCGAGCACCAAGAAAAUGAACGUCCAAUUCGUCGACACCAAGAAACAAGACUUGUACACCAAGGGCUGGAACCUUCGCAUCCGCAAGAAAGAAGGCGGCGAGGAGUUCGAGUUGACGUACAAGAAGCGCUAUCCGAUUGGCGACGGAGACUCUAGUACCGCUAAAGGCAACAUCGAUGCAGCGCUCAAGACGGCCGAGCAAGACGGUUUCGACUCAACGACAAGUCGUACCUUCCAAGCGCAGGUUGACGUUGGGUACCAGAAGCAAACGCUCUCCAUCAGCCACGAUGAGACAAUUUCCGACACGGGUUUCGAAGCAAUCGACCUCCCCCUUGCGGAAGAAUCGCGCAAGUUCCUCAUCGACAACGCACCCGAAAAAUUCAAGAUUUGGUUAGCCGAUAACUUGGGUUCUGAUGAUCUCGCCGACUGCGUAGUUUACGGGCCGGUACUCGCGAAGCGGUCCAAAGGUACCUGGGAUGUGUUCAAGCUUUCCAUUGAAGUGUGGCCGAUUCGGAAGAGCAAGACGGAUGCGAGCCUCGAACUAAUCGUCGAAGCGUCGUUUAAAACACCUGACUUGGAGAAAGCGCUGGAGGGGCGCGCCAAGCUGGUGGAGUUUUUGCAGAAAAGAGGCUGGUUCCUGGCUGAGGAUUCCUUGAAGACGAAGCUUAUCAUGGAACGAUACGGAGAGAUUACUGUACAUAUUUGA